AUGAACAAGGAGGCGUUUGAUAAACUUCCUCUUGAUAAGAAGAAGAUUAUAGAGGCAGCGUAUUUCAGUACUGUUCGCAAGGAAAUAUGUGCGUCUCAGUUUUUUGGGGUGUGUAGGGGAGCACUGAGCAAAGAUCAAUUUGAAAGCCUGUUUUCAAACAAUGCUAGCGCUGGAGCUGGAGCUGGACCAAGCAAGGAGCAAGAGGAAAUAAAGACGGAACACCUACAGGAUAUCAUUCAGUACUCUGGAGUUGAUCUUAAGGAGGAAGCAGACCAAAUAGUAAGAGAUGCGGAAACGAAUGUGAACUUUGGAGAGUACGAUGAUGAGGAUAUAAACGGCCAGAUGAACACUUUACUGAAUGUGCAAUUAUUUAGGGAAUUUGUGAUGAGAGCAGGAAGCUCGAGGAAGGUGAUGAUUGGGGAAGAGUCAUUGCUACUGCUUUUCCAGGUGAUCAAGCGAAAGAUGAUUGAUUUUAUUGAGAAGAUGGAAAGGGCAAGCAGGAACAGGGUGGAGUAUAAUUUGUCUGAGUUUAUUAUCAGGAUAAACAAUGAUUUGAGUAGGCAGCUUUGGUGUCUUGAGCAAAUUGAGAAGGCGGAGAUGGAGAAGUUUAUGAUUAAGAAAGGAGAAGAAGAAGGAAAGAAGAAGGUGAAGAGGACGAUUCAGGAGAGAGAGGAUCUGGUGAUUAAAAAACGAAUGAGCAAUACAGUUGCAUUGGCAGCGCUAGGAAUACAGCAGAAGUCAUGGAUGAGUGCUGAGGAUGUUAGAAUGAAUGAAGAGAACACGUCAUUCAAUUCUAUAUAUUCGCCAUUUGAUGAAAAAGCAUUGGAUCGAAAGGUUCAUAACAGGACUAUUACGAUGAAAGACUUUUUGUAUGUUCUUGAGAGGGAUCGAAGAUAUAACAAAUCGAUUUUUACGAUUCAGCAUUAUUUUAGAUGA
Ordospora colligata OC4 is the source of this 936-nucleotide messenger RNA. Its product is annotated as TATA binding protein associated factor 4-like protein. Gene Ontology annotation, biological process: DNA-templated transcription initiation. The transcript has a single exon. Gene Ontology annotation, cellular component: transcription factor TFIID complex. Lineage: Eukaryota; Fungi; Microsporidia; Ordosporidae. The record is from RefSeq and is a predicted model, not a curated record. The coding region runs from base 1 to 936 and encodes 311 amino acids.